Messenger RNA from Anneissia japonica, 2917 nucleotides. RefSeq lists its product as uncharacterized. Lineage: Eukaryota; Metazoa; Echinodermata; Crinoidea; Comatulida; Comatulidae. The transcript has 7 exons. Bases 244 to 948 code for a protein of 234 amino acids. The record is from RefSeq and is a predicted model, not a curated record.
GGUCGCGCAGCAGAUGUUACUGGCAGUUGUACCCUCCCUACCGUCAGGCUAAGCAUACCCUUCCUAGGCCUAGUACUUCGUCACUUAUUAGUGUAGAUUAGGCUAUAGAUGAUGAUGAGGUCCUGCAUGGUCUAGGCCUCGUACCACCCUGGGUACCACCAAGAAAGGCAGUUUUCUAUCUAUCUUAACUGAUUUCAAAAUGUGCUACAGUACACAAAAAUAGUAAAUUUAAACUGAGUUACCAUGACAACAAACGUACAAGUGCAAGCUCCAAUAGCUGGUCAGGCAGUUCUCUACCAGCCAGGUCCAGUACACCCUCCAUCAUCCUGGAACAAGAAAGCGGCGCUAAUAACCGGCUAUAUGCAGAUAGGUCUGGCAGUGCUAUCCCUUGCUUUUGGUGUGGCUUGUAUUUUUUCUAGAUAUUAUUUAGUGAUUAUUGCUUUUCCAAUCUGGGCUGCACUUGGGUUCUACCUUGUGGCUGGAAUUCUAGGAGUGGUUGCAGGACAGAGUGAUGGGAGAAAUUCAUGUGCUAUUAUAGGUUGUUUGGUGAUGUCAAUACUUGCAGCUGUGACGGCCUGUGCCCAUAUCAUUGUUGGUAGUUUUUCUACAGAAGUUGGUCUUUAUUUUGAUGAUUAUUAUUUUGAGCGUGAUGGAUGGUACGUUGUCAACAUUCUGAGUGUCCUAAUUGGAGUGGCUGAACUUGUCACAGCCAUUGUUUCAUCUGCAUUCAUGUGUUGUGGGAUAAAUUGUUGCUGUGAACAACAAACACCAAAUGUUGUGGGCCAGCAACAGUAUGCAUCCUAUGUUGUUCAACCUGGUCAAGUUGUCAACCAAGGUCAGGUUGGUGUCCACGGAAAUCCCAUGAUGCAACAGCAGGUUAUGGUUCAACCUCAGCAGCCGCUGCUUGUCUAUACGGAACAUGAAACAAAAGAAGUUCCUCAAGUCUGAUUUAUCUUCUGUAUUCAUCAGUUUCCAUAUAAAACUGAAGAUAUUUUAAAAUAAUGUAGUUAAAAUGUAUGAAGUUAUAUGCUAACAUAGCAGGGUUAGUUUCUAGGUGUCGAUAUUGUAUUCCGUAGAUUAAUUUUAUGAUUAAUAUUAUUAAGACUUGAUAUAAAUAAUAAUAAAUGAUAAUAUAAACACAAUUUUCAUACUUCAGCAAAAAUCACAGAUGUCUAGGUGCUAUUUAUACAAUUUUUCCCAAAUAAACAAACGAGAAAAGAAUAAUCCUUACUCUAGACUCAUAAAUUGAGCAUGGUUGACCUUUGACCUCCAGUAGCUCAAUGCUUUUUAAUCGACUUGGUCAGGACUUCUCUUAAAUUCUACCUCUGCUUCUCCCUCCCCCUCCUCAUUUUUUCUAUUUAAGCCUUUCAUUUGGUAUUUUUAUGCCCGCUUCUGUUACUAACCUAGCUUGCCAAAGCAUUUAUCUUAUUUAUGCUGAUUUUAUUACCUUUUUAACAUUUACAAAUAUAGUAUAACAUGUAUAACCAUAAUAUUUGUUCAGGUAUGACCUUGUUUAUUUGAAUGCUGUACACAGUUAAUAAUAAGUACUAUCUGUUUGUUGUUGAGACAGAAAUUCAGGAUUUUAGAUCGUGAUCUGGCAAAGUUUUUUAUGAACCAUAUUAUAUUAGGUGCAGGUAUGACCUUUGUUUAUGCGAAUACUGUACACAUUAGUUAAUAAAUAACUUUUAACUUUAGACAGAAAUUCAGGAAAUUUAGGUUGUGAUCAAACAACCUUUUUAUAAAUGAAAACAACCUUUUUAUAAAUGAAACCAUAGUUAUGCUUAUUUUAUUACCUUUUUAACAUUUACAAAUAUAGUAUAACAUGUAUAACCAUAAUAUUUGUGCAGGUAUGACCUUGUUUAUGUGAAUGCUGUACACAGUUAAUAAUAAGUACUAUCUGUUUGUCGUUGAGACAGAAAUUCAGGAUUUUUGGUCGUGAUCUGGCAAUCUGUUUUUUUAAUGAAACCAUCAUGAUUUUUUUUCUGGAAUCCUGCUGGUGUGUGCUAUUUUUUCUUUCCACUUCAUUUUGGUUUUUACAAUGUAUUAUUUGAUUAUUGCCUUUGUAAUCUUUUUUUUUUUUUUUUUUUAGCAGUGUUACUUUUUCUUCUUGAGCCUACUUCUUAUUUUUUCACAAGUGUGCAAUAUAUGGAACAUGAAAUUGAAAGGGAUCUUGAUUGUGGUGACAUUUGGCCAAAUUAAAUCAUUUUAGUUUUUAUAUGAUCAUGAUCAUUGAUAUCAUCAUAUGAUCUGGUUUUUUUUUUCUGAAAUUCUAAAAGUCUUGAAUUUUGAUUUGUGUACAUUUUUGUACUUAGUGGCCUCCUUCAACAAUUUCCUUAAAUGACUCCACAUGCAGGCGCUGUUCAAUAUCAAACCACAACCACAGUUCCUACAGUAUCUGUUAACAUAAUUUUGUGAUAAUCUUUUUUUUCUUUUAAGUCAAAAUAGGCAACCUAGUAUUCUCAUAUGCCUAUGUUUCUAAAGUACAAGAUCACUCAUUCAAAUGAAGUACAUGACCAGUAUUUUUUUUUGUAUUUUUUGCUGUCUACAGCAGCGGUUCUCAAACUAUGGGUCAUGACCCAAUUCGGUUGCCUAAAUUAUUAGAAGAUGACUCUUCUGGAUUUUUAAAAAAUUGAAUUUUAUAUCAUGCUGCUAAAAUUUACUGAAGUAAAGAGAGUGCUUUCUAAGAACAAUUUUUGAAAAUUGUACUUCAAUUUUUGAGUGUCUGUUUUUAAUGUCCCAAGAAAUGGGUCGCGGCAAAUUGCUUGAACAUUUGUUUUAGUCAUCAGCUAAAAAGUUGAGAAAAGCAGCUGGUCUACCAUGUGUACUGAUGUUAUACUUCUGCAUUCUAUUAUAUUGUGCUACUUUUAACUUCAUCGAUUUGUUUUGAAUAUAUUUAUAACCAUUUUUAGACUUGUAA